GCAUGUCUUUGGCGCUAGCGAGGAAUCGAAUAUGGCACGGCGCGGUAGGGGCGAAUCGGGUCCCCAGACCGGUUGCCUCGGUUUAUAGAGCUUGUCGGGUCUCUCCCAUAUCCCGACGGGGACUUGCGCUGUCAUUGCGGCGAUACGCCGACACGGAGAACAAGGACUGGCUGCUAGAACAAGAAAUACAACGGUUGAAGUCGGCCGAGCAGAUCCGUAUACGAAACGAGUUCGAAGAAAACGGAGACGUUCGAGAAUACCUGAGGAAAUGGCAGGACAUGCAUUCGAACUCCAUGGACCCCAUCGGGGGGCCCGGCUCAAUUGCGCUGGGGACAUCGUCCCCGUGGGUCGGGAACAUGAUCAGCGACCCCCAGAAAGGACCUGAACCGGAGGAUGAUGCGGAGGAGGAGGACCUCUCUGGGUUCUCCGAUGAAUCUGAGGGAACGCACGACUUUCUGGAACCCGGCGAUCUCGUGGCGCUGUCAUCGACCGACAACAUUCUGAGCUUCGCCGUCUACGUCCGAUCCGUCUGCCAACAGCAGCAGUUUUACACCGAGCGAGGAAAGUGGCGAAUCGCGUCCACGAGUACGAUCGACUAUGUUAUAAAAGACUUCGCACCGCCAGAGCUGGUGGCUCGGCUCAUUCCUUACAUGCCAAGUGCGGAGGCCCAGAUGAGGACGGAUAUGCAGACUGUCAUCGAGGGAGGCGUUCCGCGACCCGUCGGCGCAUCGCUUCUGCGGAUGAUGAAUGAGUUCGAUGCGCAGGCCCAGGUGUUGUAUCAAGCGAAUGCGGCUCGACUCGACCGGAUUCACGAAAUAGUCGCCGAGGAGGACGAAAGGUCGCUGCUUACGCUCGAGGAGCUGGCAUGCAAGGUGAUGGAGGUUGAUGAGGGUACGCUGGAUGACGUGAUAUUGUACACUGUGCAUCGGGCCACUAGCGUGAACCCCUUCCUGAUUGAAAGGGAUCGCAGCUCUGCGUUUGCCAACUGCUACGUUGUACAGCCAUUGAGCACCGCCCAGAUUCUCGACCGGGUGGUUACGUGGGUUCGUGACCACCAGGAGCAUCUCAUUCGCACUGUGGCUGCCAAGGAUGAUCCAAGGUCUAUGAAAGGCCACCCCCUGCAGGAGUUCCUCGAAAAGGCUCGACGUAUUAUCCGGCACAGCCGACAGCUGCGGUCGCCAACCGUCAUGGCUGGCGUCGGCCCGACGGCGGAGAGGUUCCAGCCUGAGAAAGAUAACCCAAUGGUCUACCGGGAGAUCAUGGGAGAAGGAUUUACCUACACGGAUCGGGUGAUCAUCAAAUUCCUGCAAUUGUGGACCAUUCCUCCUAAGCGAAUGCUCUCCGGGCCAUUACAGUCGGCCGGUUCUCAUAUCAUGCGUUCCACGGGGAUGUACGAAGGUCUAGAACUGACCUCCAGUUCCGUGGUGCUCCUCUUACAAGAACUCGGCGUGUUCGCUCCCUGGGAGAAUCUGAAUCUUCUGGACCAGGUGCUGUCCCUGCCAGGUCACGGCAUCUCCACGCUCUCUGAUCUAGUGCGUGACGACGUCGAAGAGGCCGGCAAACGCUAUUGCGCCGAGGGAGUCACCGACAAGAUGCAGGAUGCGCGGACCGACUGGGGAGACAUGCAGGUGUACUGCGUGGAUGACGUCGGGGCGGAGGAGAUCGACGACGGCGUCUCGCUGGAACGGAUCCCGGGCUCCGACGACACUUUCUGGAUUCGGAUCCAUGUUGCCAACCCCUCUGCCUUCUUCGACCAUGAAGAUCAGAUCAUGCAGUACGCUGCCUCCCGGCUACAGACCUUCUACGGCCCGGAGCGUACCUAUCCCAUAUUUCCCAAGUCUUUGUCGCAAAAGUACUUUAGCUUGGCGCCUGGAUGUCCCACGCUUACGAUCAGCGCCAAGAUGAACUUCCGGGGUGACGUGCUGGAGACCGACAUUCGUAAUGGCAUCAUCAACAAUGUGAAAUAUGUGACGCACUCGAAGGUGCGCAGCCUUUUUGAACCCGUCGACGAUGCUCCUUUGUCCGUUUUGACCGUUGGCGGCGAGUUACCGGAGAAGCAAACUCCCGGCAGAGACAUCAGCGAAACGCUGUCAUCGGAGGACGAGGAGACCUUCCACACACUGCGGAAGCUAAUGCUCGGAUUCCGCGAUCGACGAGUCGAGAACGGGGCGAUCGAAUUUGCCGUGUCCUCCUGGACGAACGUCUCGAUCUUCGGCGGGGAUGAACCGUUUGCGCCAUACCGCGUGGACGACGUCACCCACGCCCGCCCUUUCAACGGCGACCCCGUCAUCCAGAUGCGGAUGCAGCAGAUCGAUCCGCAUGAGGUGCCGGACAAGACCAAGCAAGAUCUCAUCUCGACGCUGAUGAACCUGGCCGGCUGGGUCGCUGGGAAGUGGUGCGCGGAUCGCAACAUCCCCGCCAUGUUCAGCGGCACCUUCUACCACCCGGAAUACGCGAGAGUGACGAGCGAGAACAUCGGCGAAUAUAGCGGGCACAAAGCCAUGCAGCUAGCAGCGCCCAAGGGAGUCGCCGCGUCGUACCCGCUCUCCCACCACCCUCUCGGCCUCACCCCCUACACCAAGUCCACCAGUCCACUCCGCCGCUAUGGCGACCUCCUCUGCCACUACCAGAUCGAAAGCGCGCUGCGAUUCGAGCGCGAACACCAGCGCACCUUCGACUACGAGACCGACUCUUCCACUCUACCCUUCUCCGCGCAGGACGUGACCGACUACAUCGAGCGCACGCGGUCCAUCCAGUUCAAGCACCGGAUUUGUGAAUCCUCGUCGAAGCAAUUCUGGGGCUGCAUGCUGCUGUUCCGGGCCUUCUAUUUCCACGAGUGCGACCUCCCUGAAACGUGGGAGUGUCUCCUCCGCCAGCCGUACGCGGCAGGGACCACGGCCGAGCAGGGGUUCUCGGGCGUGAUCACCUCACUGGGCCUCAAGUGCCAGGUGACGACGCCGAACCUGGACGAGGCUGAUCUUCUCAGCGUGGUGGAAGCGCGGAUCACAGGCGUGGACCUCGCUCGGAAGCUUGUGAUUAUGGAAGCUACGCGGGUGGUGAAGGGGUUUGAACGGACGGGCGAAUGGGCCUGAUCUGACUGAUCGUGAUCUGUCAGUUUCAAAGGAGUUGUUGGCAUACCUCGCAUGAGAUACGGAGUUUCUUUUUUUUCUCUUUUGGUUUGGAGGAUAUUUCUAUUGAUCUUCUAUUUAUUUUUAUCCCGGGGAUAUGUCCAAACCGUGUAUCAUAUUAUAUAUCUAUGUAAACCACCCACUCUACAAUACCAUGUAUAUCAGUUGAGAAGAG
This is a messenger RNA of Aspergillus campestris IBT 28561, 3303 nucleotides long. Its product is annotated as exoribonuclease II. Gene Ontology annotation, molecular function: 3'-5'-RNA exonuclease activity; RNA binding. Gene Ontology annotation, biological process: mRNA catabolic process. The record is from RefSeq and is a predicted model, not a curated record. The transcript is spliced from 3 exons. NCBI's taxonomy places the organism in Eukaryota, Fungi, Ascomycota, Eurotiomycetes, Eurotiales, Aspergillaceae. The annotation marks the transcript as partial. Gene Ontology annotation, cellular component: P-body; exosome (RNase complex).